GCCACGCGGCAAACCCAAGCUCAAGCUCCGACCGUCCGUGGCGGAGAGAGCGAGAGAAAGAGACACAGAGAGAGAGAGAGAGAAAGAGAGAGAGAGAGUUUUCGUUUUCAUUCUCGGAGCAAGCACGAACCUCAGUGUGAGUGACCAAGAGCAACAGAGAGCUGCGUUAUCCAGGAAAGGAGAUGAUGUCCACACGAGCUUCUGGGGCCCUCCCCUUGAAGGGCAAUCUUAUCUCCAAAAUUUGAGGGGCGGGGCUUUGUUGGUGAACUUGGAUCUUCUUUCUUUCUUCCGUCUUGUUAUGAUGGCAUCUUCUUAAGAAGGUUUUAUUUUAAGUUCAUUUCUGGGUCCAUCAUCCCCGCAUACGACUCUGCUCGCCUGCUUCUAAAACGAGAUACAUGUAGUGUGCAAUUGUGGUCAAAUUCAUAAAUAGUGUGUGGUUUUUCUACUUGAAUUCAGCACUGUGCAUUUUGGUAAUCAGCGCUGUUGCUGAAUUUAUCCAGAAAAUACAUUCGGUUUGCGAAAGGAUGUCAUUGAAGGCCUUGGAUUACGAUUCUAUAAAUGAGAAUGUGAAAAAAGUAGCAUAUGCUGUCAGGGGAGAGCUAUAUCUACGAGCCUCUGAGCUUCAGAAAGAAGGGAAGAAGAUUAUUUUUACAAAUGUUGGAAACCCACAUGCUCUUGGCCAGAAGCCACUUACAUUCCCUCGGCAGGUGAUCGCAUUAUGUCAAGCCCCAUUUUUGAUGGAUGAUCCCAAUGUGGGACUUAUAUUCCCUGUGGAUGCUAUUGCAAGAGCAAAACAUUAUCUUUCACUGACAUCAGGCGGUCUAGGUGCUUACAGUGACUCAAGGGGUCUACCAGGAAUACGGAAAGAAGUGGCUGAUUUUAUUCAAAAGCGUGAUGGUUAUCCAAGUGAUCCAGAGCUCAUAUAUCUCACAGAUGGUGCUAGCAAAGGAGUAAUGCAGAUGCUGAACACUAUCAUUCGCAAUGAUAAAGAUGGGAUCCUUGUUCCGGUUCCCCAGUAUCCUCUUUAUUCAGCUGCCAUAUCAUUAUUUGGUGGGUCGCUUGUCCCAUAUUAUCUAGAAGAGUCAGCAAACUGGAGCCUUGAUAUAAAAAACCUAUAUCAGUCAAUAACAGAAGCGCGACGGAGAGGAGUAACUGUUCGAGCUAUGGUCAUUAUAAAUCCUGGAAAUCCAACUGGACAGUGCCUAAGUGAAUCUAACCUGAGGGAAAUAUUGGAAUUUUGCAUAAAUGAACAUCUAGUCUUACUUGCUGAUGAAGUUUACCAACAGAACAUUUAUCAGGAUGAGCGCCCAUUUAUAAGUGCAAGGAAGGUACUAUUUGACAUGGGCCCACCAUGGAGCAAAGAACUUCAACUUGUGUCUUUCCACACUGUCUCGAAAGGAUAUUGGGGUGAAUGUGGACAGCGUGGAGGAUACUUCGAGAUGACAAACAUCCCUCCAAAGACGGUUGAUGAAAUUUACAAAGUUGCAUCAAUAUCUCUCAGUCCCAAUGUUCCUGGCCAGAUAUUUCUGGGUCUGAUGGUUAAUCCCCCUAAACCAGGAGAUAUCUCAUACCUGAAAUACGAGCAAGAGAGCAAGGCAGUCCUUGAGUCUCUAAGGAGAAGAGCACACAUAAUGACUGAUGGUUUCAACAGCUGUAGAAACGUAGUAUGUAAUUUCACAGAAGGGGCUAUGUAUUCGUUUCCACAGAUACGCCUACCACCUAGGGCAAUUGAAGCAGCAAAAAAGGCUGGAAAAGUUCCUGAUGUCUUUUAUUGCCUCAAACUUUUGGAAGCAACUGGCAUUUCAACUGUUCCAGGCUCUGGCUUUGGUCAGAAAGAAGGGGUCUUCCACUUGAGAACCACCAUAUUGCCAGCUGAAGAAGACAUGCCACAAAUUAUGGUUAGUUUCAAGAAGUUCAAUGAUGAAUUUAUGGAGCAAUACGAAGACUAUCGAGGCUAUUCAAGAAUGUGAAGGAGAGAUUUUAGUCGGUCUUUUCAGUUUGUUGAUCUUCACUCUCUGAAGUUCACUUGUUUAUCCAAUGAUUGAGUGGAAGCUUUUCCAUUGCAAAUAUUAGUGUGGUUCAUCAUUCCCGGGUGGUGGAAUGCAUGAAAUGAAGCUUACUGGUUGCAUGUUGACAUAAAUCACAUAAAAUCAGAAACUGUGUUGCUUCUGCA
Molecule: messenger RNA, 2173 nt
Organism: Nymphaea colorata (pocket water lily)
Lineage: Eukaryota; Viridiplantae; Streptophyta; Magnoliopsida; Nymphaeales; Nymphaeaceae
Product: glutamate--glyoxylate aminotransferase 2
Exons: 16
Coding region: 525-1970 (481 amino acids)
Biological process (GO): biosynthetic process; photorespiration
Molecular function (GO): pyridoxal phosphate binding; glycine:2-oxoglutarate transaminase activity; L-alanine:2-oxoglutarate transaminase activity
Source: RefSeq, a predicted model, not a curated record